AUGAAGGCUGGCAGGCUAGUGCUUUUAGAUGAGUAUUCAGCUUUCGAGCAUGUAUUCGAGAGAUACACUAAUUUGCAGAAAAACGCCGAAAAGCUGAGCCAAGAUCUUGGCAUAGUAUCAAGGUCGGCUGCUUCAGUGGAUCUCGAAAUCGGCCCAAAAGAUGGGGCACAUUGUCCGAGAAAAGAGCGGUUCAGUUUUGAGAUUUCUCAAUCUCUGUCGUCCCUGAACUCUUCACAGGAUAACAACAAUUCUACAACAGGCUAUGUGGUGUGGUCUACAACCCCGUUUUUCUUGCAGUGGCUUUUAUAUUCCGAGACAGGCCAGAUUUUCACCAAUGGUGGGUCAAUCGAGUGCGAAGCAGAGACUGGUUCAAAAACGUGUACCAUUCCUGCAAUUUUUAGCGAUUUUGCAUUAGAGGCCGAGGAACAGCCAUUGAGGCAGAUUGUCGAGCUAGGAUGUGGGGUAGGUGGCAUCUCGGGAAUAGCCUUGGCUAAUUACGUCGACAAAUACGUAUACACGGAACAAAAAGCGCUUUUGGAUCGACUCAAGCACAACGUGGCAGCGAACAUAGACGAACUGAGACUCCGGGGCAUGGAAUCGUCUACUCUGGGGUUCGAGCUGCACCGCAAAACCCCGCUCAGGACCCAGAUGGACGUUCUCCCACUUGAUUGGGAAAAACUGGAUCCCAGACCUGCAAAGCUGCAUCCGCUGCUCAAACCACACAGAACAGCUAUUGUGACUAUUCUGUCCUUGGAUGUGGUCUACAACGAGUAUCUUAUAGAUCCGUUUCUACGCUCUUUGCAGGGACUCCUAAGAGCUUACAAUACAAUGGGCCAUGUUGCUUCUGCACUCAUUGGCAUACAACUACGAGACCAAGAAAUAAUCCAAAGCUUUCUUGAAUGUGCCAUUCUGGAGUUCGAACUACAGGUCUACGCUAUCACUGACCCCGAGAUAGAAUCCACGAGGUUUGGCCUUUACUACAUCAAGCUGAAGGAUUGA
Lachancea sp. 'fantastica' is the source of this 999-nucleotide messenger RNA. Lineage: Eukaryota; Fungi; Ascomycota; Saccharomycetes; Saccharomycetales; Saccharomycetaceae. The record is from the annotation of a GenBank genome assembly.